CUUUACUAAAAGAAAAACUGAUCAAAUUCAUCUCCAGAAAUAUAUUAUUGGAAUAAUACAACACAGUCAUAUAGACAACUACAAUAGGAGGUGCUGAGAUGAAUGGAACAUUGUUCAUAUAAAAACAGAAACUUUUGAACAAUUAAGAACAAAUAUGAUCCGAGGCCACACCUUUAAUCCUAACCCAGUGUUCCAGGUGAGAUAAGGUGGAUAAGUUUCACCUCCUGAGGUCAUUAUCCAAAUCAACAGUUGGAGAACAGAGGGGUGAAGAGACCCCCCAGCGUGAAGAGGAUGGAUAUGGGAUCUGUGACAGGAGCAGAGCUCCAGGAAGGAGAGGCCAGGUGUCCAUGAUGGAGGUGAAACCUGCUAGGGUGUAUGGUUUGGAGAAGGACCUGGAGAUGUUCAGAGUUUUAUAAGGAGGUAUCAAACUGGACGUGAUCAGAGAUGACUACGUCUACAGAUAGGUUCAGGUAGGAGAAGAGUUUCAGAGGCAAGCUGAUGAUGAUCUGGGCAUGGAGAGGAGGGUCAGUGAAUAUUAUCUUUUUAAUCAGAAAUGCCAUAUUUUAUUCCUGAUAACUGUUUUCAGACAAGUUUAUUGUCAUUUCUCUUAUUAUUUGUCUAAAUAACAGCAUGUUGAGACAGCGGUCCUCUGGAUCUUCAAUGCAACCAAAAAAUGAUUGAAAACAUAAAAAAAUACAUAGAUGACAACAUAUAAGUGAAAUGGGAUGAAGUGCAGAAUGUUGGCAGCAGUUCAGUGUUUUAACAACUUUUAACAGACAGCGGCGCAGAACAGAUCCUUGACAAAGGCUCCAUUGACCCUUUCAGCUCCCCUCACUAUCCCCUGCAGGGCCUUCCUGUCAGGCAGACUUCAGUAUAAGCACCAGAAGGUCAGAUUCAACUCAGUUCUGGGUUUAUUUACAUGACAGUAAUUCAUAACAAGACGUUUUAUAAGAUGAACAGGUCACACAUAUACAGUCAGAUUCAGUUUAUAAAGCCCGUGUGACUGCAUGUGGUGACAGUGGAGAGGAACACCUCCUAUGUGACAGAGAAAAUGGUAAAUGGCCUGAACUUGUAUAUAUCAAGUCCCCAAAGAGCUUUACAUCACAGUCAGUCAUUCCACCUUUUCACACACUGUGAAUGGAUGGAUGGCAGCUACCAUGGAGCCACAGCUGAACACCAUCAGCAGACAAGGAGGGUGAAGUGUCUUACCGAAGGACACUACUGAGACUGCCAGAGCAGGGGUUUGAACCGGCAACCCACCGGUUACAGAAUGGACCUUGACCACCCUGAGAAGCCUCUAAGCUCAGAGGUUUGCACAGAUUCAACUUAGUGGUCCAAGUUCAAGAAUCAUUUAUGUCUGUCAGGUUCAGAGGUCAUCAUUAAAGGGUUAACAACCAAACAAACCAUCUGAUCAAGAGCAAAGACUAAAAAGGACUAAAAAGGCAGCCAAAGUCCAAAGAAAUGACCUGGAGGAGAACUGCUGAUCAUUAGAACUUCCAUAAAGUUCUGAUAAAGCCUGGAUCAGAGGAAAACGGGCCAAAUGAGAUAGUUUCCUUUCUUGUGUUUCUCUUGUGUUGCUAGCAGCGCCCUGCUGUAGGAUCUGUGCUUUUAUUUUGAAAGGCCGGGCCACACUUUCCCGCCCUCCCUCCAUUUUGGCGCAGCCAGCUUGACGCAGCGGAGCCUCAAACGGAGGCAGAGCGGAUCAAUCUGAGUUUCGGCGGCUGAUUGGGAUUAUGCGGCAGCGCUGACCGCCGUGUCGGAAAUCUUCUCGUUGUUUCCUGGUCGAGUCCAACAAUUGAGUCUCCAGGUGUUUGACCGUCCCUGACCUGAAUGGGCCGUCUCGGGGGUUCACCCUAAUUCCUGGUUCUCCUUCACCUCCCUCCACCUCCUCCCUCCUUUCCCUUCCCUCUCCCUUCCUUCUCCCUCCCUUCCUCCUCACGUCCCGAUCUGAAUCCAGACUCGAACCCGUGUCCUGAUUGGCUGCCGCCACGCCCCACCCCUUACAGGUGGAUGAAUGAAGACUCAAUUUAAGAGCCCAGCGGCCCCGCGGCCCCGAGCAGACGGGGAUGCUGGAUUUCUGUUUUCUGUUUCAGGACAUUCAGGCGUCACUGCAAACAUGAUGAAGAAGAAGAAUCCACACAAGAAGCAGAGAACCAGCGUUGGUCCCAGUAAGACACUGGUGCAGCCCAGAAGGAACAUCGUCGGCUGCAGGAUCCAGCACAUCUGGAAGGAGGGCAAUAAAUCAUCCCAGUGGAAAGGCACGGUCCUGGACCAGGUCCCAGUUAACCCGUCUCUGUACCUGAUCAAGUACGACGGCUUCGACUGCGUUUACGGCCUGGAGCUGUACUCCGAUGAGCGGGUGGUGGGGCUGGAGGUGCUGCCCGACCGCGUGGCUCAGGCCCGGGUGAGCGACUCACUUCUAGCAGAGACGAUGAUCGGUAAGGCGGUGGAGCACAUGUUCGAGACAGAAGACGGUCCCAAGGAGGAGUGGAGGGGGAUGGUGCUGGCCCGAGCCCCCAUCAUGACAACCUGGUUCUACAUCACCUACGAGAAGGACCCAGUUCUGUACAUGUACCAGCUGCUGGACGACUACAAGGAGGGAGACCUGCGCAUCAUGCCCGAUUCCAACGACAACGUGACGGCAGAGCGGGAACCCGGCGAGGUGGUUGACAGUCUGGUCGGAAAACAGGUGGAGUACGCCAAAGAGGACGGCGGGAAGCGCUCGGGAAUGGUCAUCCACCAGGUGGAGGCCAAACCCUCCGUCUACUUCAUCAAAUUCGACGAUGACUUCCACAUCUACGUCUACGACCUGGUCAAGACCUCCUAAGACCAGAAAGACUUCCAGAACAGCAGCCAAGUUUUAGGACAUCCAGAGACUGGAGAGACGAGUUCUUUACUUUCUUGAGAUGCCUUAAAACGAGGGAAACGGUCCCACGUCGUCAUCAGUCACAGUUCUUUCAGAUUUUCUUAAAAUGAAACCAAACUGAUUCAGCUGGAACUCAUGUUGGGUUUCCAGAUUACUGCAGCACAAAUAUCACUCUUUACAAAGCGUCACCAUUCUUUGACUCCAUCCGGAGACCCUGCAGUCAGAAUCCAGAGGAAGAUCUCCUCUGCCCGUUUCCUGAAAUCAUGAUUGCUCCCCCGGGACCUCUGAUACUUGGCGCAGCAGGGGGGCUCUGAUCUCAUCAGAGUUAAUGGCGGAACGAGACGGGAGCAGUCAGCAUCAGGAAAAGGAUCCGGAUCCUGCUCUGCUUUUUGUGCUGGAAGCACCACUGGGUCAUCUUGGCCUCCCAGCUGGAGGAGCUCUGUCCACGUUUCUUGGCUGAGUGAAGAUGUUCCUUCUGAGUGUUAAAAAAUCCACGUCGAUCAGUUUUCCUUGUUUGGUGCCUGCCAGCGUAAAUACAUUUGUGCCAAAAAGAGCUUGACAUUGUUGAACUUUCCUAAUGUUCCACCCCAACCAACUGAUUUUGGUGUUUCUGAAGCAGCACAUUAACAUCUCCAGGAUGAUUCCACUUUAUAAUGUUUUCCACAUGUUGUCUGUCCCUGCAGCCUCUCUUCUAUAUGUGGACAAUCAUGACUUCGUAAAACCAGUGAACAGCGAGUUUUAGACCCUCUCUGGUAUUUUCAGGAUCUGCUUCUGAACGUUGGACUACGGAAGGUUACAGAAACAGAUUUGACCCUGUUUCAGAUUCUGGAGCAGAUCCUGUAAAAUGAGAGAAAAAGGUUUCCCUGAAAGAUCCUGAAAAGCAAGAUCAACAUAUCCUGGAUUUCCUGACACAGUGUGCUGAUCCAGAGACAAUCUAGAGUUGCUCAGUUCUUCUGCUGCUGUUGUAGAGUUUACAGUGUUCCUUGUUGUACAGUGAUCAUGUGUUGAUAUCAGAAGGCACAAACAGAUCUCCUUGUUUAUCUGUUCUUCCAUGUCUGUUCUGUCCUGUGGAAGCUGUUUCAUUCCCAGUCGGCUGUAGGAUGCUGUUGAUCUUGUAGGUAUGAAGAUGGUUUAUGAGUCCUGUGUGCUGCUGACAGAUCUGGACCUGUUUGACUCUGGAUCUCUGUAGCUAUCUGUGAAACAGAAUCCAGUCGGGGGAGUUUGAAGGAAAUCCUGCCCCUGUCUCUGAUGUAGCCCAUUUUUUCAUUUCAUACAACCAGCGACUGAAGCAUUAACAGCCAUGUUGCCUGAUCCACAUCUCAUGUGCCUGAAGGGACUAAAUCUAGAACAUUCCUGCUGGCUGGGUUUAGAGCAUUUCUGUUCCAGAGCAUCUUAUCAUUGCUCUAGCUUUCUUUUUCUGUUUUGUUCGAACCUAACUGAGCUUUAUGUUUAAACCCUUUCUGGUUUUAGAAUCUAGAUUCCUAACAUGUUCCCUUAGAAGUUGCAGUUAAUUGUGUCCAGUCUCCAUUCUCCUCCUGCUCUAGACCACCUUAGGUUGGAUUCUUGUCCAGAGCAAGUCCUAAGGGCACAUUUUAACAUAGAAAGCCCAGCAAUCAUGUUUUUAGUUUCGAUUCGCUGACAUUGAAAUCUGUUAAUUCUGAGACAUGGAAACACAAAAUCCAAAUAUCUAGAGCAGUUUGGCUUGGUGCGAGGGUGCAAGUAAAUGAAGACAGGGUGCUAAUGUUGAAAAUGUUUUUAGGUUGAAUGUCCUAAAAUCUAAAACUGCUUGGAAAACUAGCUCUAGAAACCCCCAAAUCUGGAGCUAAUCUAGUUAGGAUCAGGUGCUGAUCUAGUUUGGAUAUGGAGCUAAUAUGGUUUAAUCUGGUUUGCUUCUGGAGUUCAUCUGGUUUGGAUCUGGAGCUAAUCUGGUUUGGGUGUGCGCAUCAACAGUAUGGAGCAGGGGUCUAAACGUGCUUUUAAUAAAUUUAAGCUGCAGAUGAAGCAUUUUUUUAAGAUUUGGUUUACGGGAUUUUUAUAUAUACAGUUCAAUAAAAAUUGUGUUCUGGUUCUAGAGCAUGGGCGCAGCUGUGUUGCUUCCAGAACUGUUAGAUCUUUUUCAGGCUCGAACCUUCUUUUCUGGAACCUCACUUUACUGUAUGUUGGGAGUAAUUAGCUUUGUUUUGGACUCCAGAAGUUUUUUAUUUCUGUGAUGUUUGUUCUGAGGUCCGUUUACAUUCAGUGUGACCGAAAAUGUUAAUGUUCUGAGUCUUUAACUCAAAGUAAAACCUGAACAUUUGUGGGUGUUUUUUCAUUAAUAUGUUCAGAUUCUAGAACAUGCUAAGGGCUGUAGUUCAGAACACUAAAACCAAUAAAAAUGUUCUGCUUCUGGAGGAUACCUACCUGGAAUGUAUGUUAUGUGUUUUCACUGUAAUCUGCUUUAAAAUUAAAUAACUUUUGUUCUUCGCUGAGGGGGAAGGCUGCUCAGCGUUUAAUAAUUCUAGAUAUUUGCUCAUGUUGGAUUUCAGAUGAAGUAGUUCUACCCCAGUCUCCUGAUCUUCCUGACCUAAUGCGGUUUUUGCACCCCUCAAACAUAUAGUUCCUACGUUCUUGCCUUGUGAAUUUUAGUGCAUCAAUGUUUUACUUAACAUAACAAAUUCAAAGAAAAUAAAAGGUUGAACAUUAAUGCUUGAUAAUUGGCAAUCCUGAAAAGUCCUGGCAUCAGUGACUACAUUCAAGUUUGUCUUUAUUUCAGGAUCUGUUUUUACAUUCUAGAGAUUUCUGCCUAUCCUCUGGACCGUGGACAUCCGUGGAGUUUUAGAGCAGGACCCUCAUUUUUACUCUUGUCCCUGGAUGUCUGAGUACAGCCGUCAUUUAGAGAACAGGGACAGAACUUUUAAACUCUGAUCAGGACCAAACAUAAAGCUUCUGAAAACGUUGGCAUCUACAAAUAUCUCACUGCUCUAGAAACUGUAGUAUAACCUCAGAGAUCAUAUUGUUGUAUGUGAAAUGUCUAUUAGGGGAUUGGAGAGCUUCUGUCUUUAGUUUUAAGGUUCAGAUUCUAGAAUUUGUUAUAAAUCGAAGUGUUUGUGGAGUCAUAUUUGUAAUUCUAGAACUAAUCUAACUUCCAGGGGGGGCACAGGUAGCAUUUUCUUCUGGAUUAUAGUUGAUAAUAAUAUAAAACCCAGAACAUAGAUAUUGAACGGCUCCAGAGGCAAUAAUCUAUAUUCCUUUAUUUCAAAAGAUGAUGUUUCAUGGCUAAAACUCUGUGAUCAAAACUUUUUCUGCAUUCUGAAAUCUGAUUUUAUUUUAUUACCCAUCUAGAUAUUCUAGAAAGAAUCUGAAAAACAGAACCUCCAUGCUCUAAUUUCAGAGCAGAUGUAAAGUGGUUAAGUGGUGAAAGGAUUUAAGCGGUUCUAGAACAUUCUUAAACAUCUUAAACAUGGAUUGUCUGAAUAUUCCAGAGUGUGGAUGUAACUUUUACCGCUUAUUGUCCAGAUAUUUGAUUCUAGGGUGUGUUGCUUGCCACUGUGAAAAAUAGUACCACUACCAUGAGUCCUGAUGCUGCCCCAAACGUGUAUGAAGAGAAGUUAAAGAUGUUCAUGGAUCCAGAUCCUGUGAUUGUGUCAGGAAUCUUCAACAUGAAGCUUUGCAUCCAGAGAAAAUGCUGAAAGUCUGGCGUUCUGACUCUGGAGUGCAUCAGAUGUUUUUACGUAUGCAUGUUAUCAGCUCUGAAACAUUUGCUCCACAUUUAAAUCACUCAUUGUGAUUCUAGAAGCUUACGUUAGCCCGCUGCUGCUCUAGAAUCACAGGGAUUUCCUUGGGAACGUAAACCAUGAUGAACCUGCCCUAACACCGCUGACUUUGCAGAUGUGAUGUUUGUAAGGAUAAAGCAGGGUCCGUUUGAUCUGAUGGUUGUUAUUUUCCAGAAAACUUUGGAUCUGUUGUGUGAUUGGAUGUGCGUGUGUGCUGUUGGUCCGCCUCUGUUCAGAUGGUGUUACUGCAUGCUUCUAUAGCUCUGUGUAAACUGGUGUGUGUUGCAUGUUUGUAGUUUUCCGUUGUUCAGUUGACGCCUGUCUGUUGUGGCUUUUGGUGCCGCUUGUUUUUUAAUUUCCUGGUUUAUUUUGUACCUUUAGCCCCCCAUGGUGGGAGCACCUAUGGGUUGUUGGAUGAAAGAAAAAUGAAAACGAGAGCGAACUCAUCCCCCGACAAACAGAAGAGACAGUUUAACAGGUGAACUUGUGAACAUGUUGCAGAGGUGACGAUGACUGUAAAUUUGAUGUUUCAGAGUGCCAACUGCAGCUGCCAGUGUUGUACAGCAGUGUAAAGCUCACACUAUUUACAUGAAUAAAAACCUGUUUUUUUCA
Messenger RNA from Girardinichthys multiradiatus, 7230 nucleotides. It is a transcript of the gene spinb, whose product is annotated as spindlin b. The coding region runs from base 2015 to 2827 and encodes 270 amino acids. The record is from RefSeq and is a predicted model, not a curated record. The transcript is spliced from 7 exons. Gene Ontology annotation, biological process: gamete generation. NCBI's taxonomy places the organism in Eukaryota, Metazoa, Chordata, Actinopteri, Cyprinodontiformes, Goodeidae.